AUGGUCAGAAGAAAGGAGUUGAUUUGGUUAUAUCAGGAGGGAGCCAGUUACAUCUUUCCGGAUGAGUUUGAAUUAUUUGUGAAACCAGUCCCUGAGGUGGAGCGACGUGACGUCAUGAGUGCAUAUUACCGGCGGCUCACGUGCGAUGACACAAAUGUGCAACGUAAGGUCGCCAAGGCGUGGAGUCGUUGGGAGGUGUCCACAUUGAAUCUUUAUCUCGACCAAGCCAAACUGCUGUGGGCGGAGGACGAUCCAACUGCACUUCAAGUCACCAGGAUUGAGUGCCAUUACUUUGUCCAUGGUGCCUUCUUUGAGAAAGAUGAAUGGAUUCUUGCAAACAUUGACAAGAUCAGACACAUUCCGACUACAAUCAUUCAGGGCCGUUAUGAUAUCAUGUGCCCUGCAGUUACUGCCUGGGAUCUGUAUAAGGUGAUCCCUGAAGCAGACUUCCACUUGGUACCAGACGCUGGACAUACCACCAAGGAGCCCGGUAUACAGACACAACUGCUGGACGCAUGUGAUAAAUACAAACACCUAUGAACAUUCCGCGACUGCUUAAU
Messenger RNA from Mya arenaria, 560 nucleotides. Its product is annotated as probable proline iminopeptidase. Gene Ontology annotation, molecular function: aminopeptidase activity. Lineage: Eukaryota; Metazoa; Mollusca; Bivalvia; Myida; Myidae. The record is from RefSeq and is a predicted model, not a curated record. Gene Ontology annotation, biological process: proteolysis. The transcript has 5 exons. Gene Ontology annotation, cellular component: cytoplasm. The coding region runs from base 1 to 540 and encodes 179 amino acids.